This is a messenger RNA of Cryptomeria japonica (Japanese cedar), 1797 nucleotides long. RefSeq names its product GRAS family protein RAM1. The transcript has a single exon. Gene Ontology annotation, cellular component: nucleus. Gene Ontology annotation, molecular function: DNA-binding transcription factor activity; sequence-specific DNA binding. Bases 316 to 1797 code for a protein of 493 amino acids. The record is from RefSeq and is a predicted model, not a curated record. Gene Ontology annotation, biological process: regulation of DNA-templated transcription. Lineage: Eukaryota; Viridiplantae; Streptophyta; Pinopsida; Cupressales; Cupressaceae.
UAUUCCAUUGUUCAACCGGCGGAUUUAUUCCGAUUCCCUCGUUCAACCGGCUGAGAUCUAUUCCAAUGCCAUCCUUCAACCGGCAGAGAUUUAUGCCUUGUGCAAACAAAGAUCCAACAUGUAUUGACUAAAUCCCAUUACCCAUUGUAUUCUAUUCCAUAUUUGUUUUCACCGCCCCGGAAUUUAGCGCACCUGUCACAUCCUCUGCCGGUACAAGUAUCUACGUGCGAUUAUAUUUAUGAUAUUGCUGCUCUUUAAAGUCUUGAAAUGAUGUCCUGUUGAAUUGCUUGAAGCGGGUUUCAAUCAGUUUUUCCAAUGGCCCUCAUUUCAGAUGGUUAUGAACUGAUUGAUUAUUUUCAGCGAGGAGGAGAGCCCAUUGCAAGGCUUCAGAUUUCUAGGCCAAAACGGCCAUUUUUGGAGCUCAAUGAAUCUGGGUCGUCACCUUCAUCAUCUGAACAAGAUUGGAGAGAAGGGAAGAAAUCUAAGCAUGUGAAGGCCUUGCGUGGAGAUGAGGAGAAUUUUUAUGAGAAUUACAGAGCACCCAAUUUGUUUGUGCCCACAACAAAAGAUAAAAGAGAUCUUUUGGUGAAGCAAAGUAGAAAUCUUGUGCAGCAGAAGAAGAAGGUUGUUAAAGAAGCAGAAAGAUCCCCUGGUCUGCAACUGAUCUGUUUGCUUCUCAAUUGUGCUUCUUCCAUUGCAGAGAACAAGAAAGACAUGGCAGAGAAUUUGCUAAGGAGGCUCUAUUCAAGAGUUAGCAAGAGUGGGAAUUCAAUAGAACGAGUUGCAGCCCAUUUUGCAGAGGCUCUGUCAGCCAAAUUGAAGUCACCCACCCCAUUAUUCAAGAACAGAGUGGUUGCAGGAGACCCAGAUCAAUUACAGUCUGAAGCCCACAUAGCAUUUUACAGAGUCUCUCCAUUCUAUCAAUUCGCUCAUCUCACAGCAAACCAGGCCAUAAUUGAGGCUUUUGAAGGCAAGAAGAAGCUUCACAUAGUGGAUUUUGAUAUUUCUCAUGGUAUUCAAUGGUCUUCUUUGAUUCAGUCCCUGUCUGAGGAAGAAGAUGUUCCUUCUCUUCGUAUAAGUGGGUUUGGAAGAGACGUGAAUGUGCUGAAAGCCACUGGAAUUCGACUGACUGGCUUUGCACACAGUUGUGGAUUGACCUCCUUUGAGUUCCAUCCUUUUCUUGAAGAUACCUCAAAAGGAAUCUCAAUUGAGAGCCUGCAGAUCAAAGAAGAUGAAACUGUUGCAGUAAACUUGGUUCUGUAUUUGAAUAAGUUGGCCAGCUCUCAGACUCUUCUCUGCAGCAGAUUGAGAAGUAUUGAGUCUCUUAGACCUAAGAUAGUUGUUGUGGUGGAGCAUGAAGCAAGCCAGAGCCCCACAACAUUCUUGUCAAGAUUCAUGGAGUCCCUUCAUUACUAUGCUGCUCUGUUUGAUUCCAUGGAUGAGUGUCUGCCAUUGCAGAGUGCAGAGAGGCUUAGAAUUGAGACUUUUCAUCUUGGGGAGCAGAUAAAGAACAGUAUCAGAGAUGAUGGUGUUGGGAAAAUGAUGGGAAGAAGAGAAACCCAUGAUAAGUGGGAGACAUGGAAGGGGAGGAUGGAGAGAGGAGGAUUUGCACAGGUUGGUUUCAGCAGUAGAUCUGUGAGUCAAGCAAAGCUUCUUCUGCAGUCAAGGCAGCACUGUAGUUCCUUUGAAGGAGGAGGAGGGUUCAAGCUUCUGCAGAAAGAUUUAGGAAGGACCUUGUCUUUGGCAUGGCAAGAUCGUCAAUUGAUUCUAGCAUCUGUUUGGCGUUGUAAAGAUUAA